Molecule: messenger RNA, 884 nt
Organism: Cuscuta campestris
Lineage: Eukaryota; Viridiplantae; Streptophyta; Magnoliopsida; Solanales; Convolvulaceae
Source: the annotation of a GenBank genome assembly
CACCAAGAGCUAUGAGGUUUGUCUACGGCCUGCCUUGAAUCGGGAUUCUUGCGAUCAAAUCAGAAUGCCUGACCGUCGGUUCAUCCAAUUGAGCCGGGCCUAUCCUCAUAUGUUCAAUUGCCACAACAGCCCCCAGUGUGCUUUUGAGCAAAACAAAGGGCUACAAGAGCUCCAUAACAAGCUAAAAUGCCAGUACCUUUUCGGGUUAGGAGGGGAAGACGGAGUCCUGCUUUCUAAUGCCAAGAUGGGUCUGAUUCUUGACAAAUACGCAGGUUACAAGGAAUGGAGAGCAAGGAAAGUUAAAGUUAUAUCAGACAUGUUUUUUGAUCGUAUAAAAAAUGAAGCAGGGCGAUUGAAUCUGACCUUUGAAGAUCUUUACAUUGCCGUGCUGCUCAUCUACAACCGGAUCAAUAAACACUUGCCGGCACCACAUUUUGAUCCUCCUACAAAACAACAAGUCAGGGAUCUGGUGAAGAAACAUGAUCUCAACCUUGACGGAGAACUCAGCCGCAACGAGUUUGUCAGUUUCAUCAGUCAGUUAACAAAAGAAACAGUCUUCACCGUUAGUCAAGGCCUGAUGAUUUAUUUUGCUGUGGCACCAAGAGUAGCACGGAUGACACGCAAGAAAACAGAGGGAGUCCCUUAUAUUGGUAAGGUGGCUCAGAAAUUGCCUGAUCCAGUUUAUGCAGCUCUUUUGACUGUUGCAGUCGUGUUGAUCAAGAAACUAGCCAAAUCAAAGCAAAUGAAAACCCUAUUUUAUCUAAUAUUUAAGUAUUCCAAGAUUGUGUGAGCAGUUAUAUUCAUAGGCUCAUAGCGAAAAUUGACCAGCAUUUUUUUUCUUUAAUUUGAGGACAACUGCUUAGAAAGAAAUGUAGAAACCAAAC